AUGCAAUUUAAACAUUAUUCAAUUUGCAUAAAAUCUUGGUCUAAUUAUUUGGCAAUUACUUUCUUAACAGUCUUUGAACAACAAUUUACAUUGAAGAUGAAAAUACAAGAAUCUCAUUCAAAAAGAAAAAAAGAUGACACAAAUGAUGUGGUUAAAAUUACUAAAGAGCCAAAAACUAAACGUAAAAAAGUUAUUAAAAAUGAAAAAAAUUUAAAAGUUGAUCCAAGCCAACAAGGAAUUAAUGCUUCAUUUUCAGCUGUUCUAAAUAAACUUCUCAUAAAUCAACCUCUAAAUAAAAAUUUUAAAAUACCUACAAAGACUUGUGGAAGAACAUUUGGAAAUGAUUUAAAGAACAUUAAUUGUGGUAGAAACUUACUGGAAACAAACAAACCAAGCAAUAGUAAAAAGGAAAUUAACAAGUCAAAAUGUCCUAUUGUCACAUCAACUCCUAUCAUCAUGCUGGAGGAUCUAAAUUUGAUUAUUAAUAACGAUAUCCGGAAUAGUUCCAUAACAGUUGACACCUUAGAUCUCAAUGAUUGCGAGAAAGAACAUGAACACAGUUUUUCAAAUGGCAUUUCAAACUGUGUUAAUGUCAUUCCUAUAUUGUCUCCUGUCCUCUCUCAAGCACAGCUAGACAACAAAUCGAAAGUUGAUAAAGGUAAACAGAAAUGUAGGAAGCUUAAAAAAAAAGUUAGUGACAUCAUGCAACAACAUCUCUCCAUCAUAGAAUCAACUAAAGUGUCUGAUACCGAAAACCUUAAGGAAUCAAAAAACCUACAACAAGUUAAUGGUGUGGUUGGGAUGAACCCAUGCGACAAAAUAAAAUCAUCUGAGUUUAUUAAAGGGUCAAAAAUUAGAAACAGGCCAGAAUCAAAACACCAGAAACAAGUAUCUGAUGCCGAUAAAAUGACCUCAUGCAAUAAAUUGAAAUCAUCAGAGGAAGAAAAAAAUGAAAAUGGCAGUUUCAGAUUGUUUGAAAUGGAUCGGUCAGAUGUAAACACCCAGCAGAAAUAUUCAAAAAAGAAAGCAGUAAAGAAAACAGUAAAAGCUUCAAAUGCAACAGAACACACUGAAUGCUUUUCUGAUAAUCAUAAAGCAAGAAAAAUAAUCAAGAAAGCAGUUGGAGAUGCAAAAAAGAGGGAACACAAACUGGUUGGUUUUAUACUUUGGGGUCGUCCAUUUAUCAUGUCCAUAUGCUCGCACGAAAAGAACUGUAAAAAAUUGGUAAAGAAUGCCAUUGAAACAAAAGGUACAUUAAUGUGUGUCAAGUCAAAUAAAACUGAGUAG
This is a messenger RNA of Helobdella robusta, 1287 nucleotides long. RefSeq lists its product as hypothetical. Lineage: Eukaryota; Metazoa; Annelida; Clitellata; Rhynchobdellida; Glossiphoniidae. The record is from RefSeq and is a predicted model, not a curated record. The coding region runs from base 1 to 1287 and encodes 428 amino acids. The transcript has 2 exons.